Messenger RNA from Clonostachys rhizophaga, 1041 nucleotides. The record is from the annotation of a GenBank genome assembly. NCBI's taxonomy places the organism in Eukaryota, Fungi, Ascomycota, Sordariomycetes, Hypocreales, Bionectriaceae.
AUGCAUUUCAAGUCGAUCCUUCUCUUCGUUGCAGCCUCGCUUCAGGUCGCAUCGGCCAAGAACUUCACCUGGACUGGGUCCAAUGAAGCUGGUGCUGAGUUCGGGGACAAAAAGCUCCCCGGGCGGCUGGGUUUUGACUACAUCUGGCCAACGAACGAGUCAAUUGAUACGCUUGCGAGGACUGGAAUGAACACCUUUCGAAUCCCAUUCAAGAUGGAGCGGCUCAUCCCGAAGAAUCUGAGCGGCCCCAUCAACGAGACAUAUUUUGAUGGUCUCCAGAAGACUGUCAAUCAUAUCACCGGCAAGUAUGUGUCAGUCACGCAAUACAUCUUUCUUAGCUCGUAUCUAACGCGUAGAUGCAGAGGCUUGUAUGCAGUCGUUGACCCUCACAACUACGGCCGCUACUACGGCAAGGUGAUCACGAAUGUGACGGGCUUCGGCGCGUGGUGGACCACUGUCGCGACCCGUUUCAAGAACAACAGGCUCGUCAUCUUCGACACCAACAACGAGUUUUACGGGAUGAGAAACGAGCUCGUCCGAGACCUGAAUCAGGUAGCCAUCAAUGCCAUUCGAGCCGCUGGCGCAAGGACCCAGUAUAUCUGGGUCGAGGGCAACUCCUGGAGCGGAGCCCACUCGUGGGUUUCAAGCGGCAACGGAGCGAGCCUUGUGAACUUAACUGACCCAUCGAAUCGCACUAUCUAUGAGAUGCAUCAGUAUCUCGACUCUGACAGCUCCGGAACAAGUAGCAUCUGCCAGUCUCCCACAGUGGGCAGGGACCGUCUAAGGGCUGCUACCGAGUGGCUUCGCAGGAACGGCAAGAAGGGAGUCAUCGGAGAGGUAGCUGCGGGCAACAACAGGAACUGCAAAAUUGCGAUCAGAGGCAUGCUGCAGUACCUGAAGGACAACUCGGAUGUCUGGACUGGCUGGGUCUGGUGGUCAGCUGGCCCCUGGUGGGGGAACUACAUGUUCAACAUGGAGCCCCCCAACGGAAUCGCUUAUAGGCAGCUACUUCCGGAGAUCAGGGCCUUCAUUGGCAUCUGA